GCCGGAAUCUGCGCGUGCGCCAGCCCUCACGCCGCAGUGGCCCCGCCUCCCCGGGUUCUUGACGCGCAGGGCAUUGUGGACAUUGCAGUCCGCAGCCGUCGGGAUCCAGCGCACAGCAGCGGCGUCGGCUCUAGCGGCAACAUGAAGAGGAUAAAUAGCAGCCUUUCCAGUGAUGACCUUAUUCUGGAGGACUUGGAAACAGAAGGAGAGAGGCAGCUAAGGAGCCUCCUUCACCAUCAGCUUGAUACUUCUGUUUCUGUGGAGGAGUGUGUAUCCAAGAAGCAAUGCUUUGCCCCCGCUGCAGUGUACAAGCCCUUUGGCGAGGAGGCAGCUGGGGCUUUGAGCUUGUCCCAGUUUCAGGCGCUACAGAAGAGUGACCAGGAAAUCUCGUCUCUGAGGGACUUGGGGCUUAACGACAGAGAGAUUAUACUAUGGAAAAACCGUGCUUCAUCGGAGAGGGGGAGGGGGCUGGGCGCAGCCCCUGAAGCCACACAGGACCGUCUUCGAGACAUCGAAGAGAAGAUCUCAGAACAUCAACGCAUUCUGGCCUUGCCACAGAGGUUUGCAGGGAGUAAACAACUGAGCCGACGAGAGAUGGAAAUUGAAAAGGCUUUGUUUCAGGGGAAUGAUCGCCAUUCUUUCCUGAGGGCUCUCUAUUACCAAGGUGAAUCCCAUAAGAGACUAGAGGCUGAGAAGGACCCCAUUAAUAAUCUGGAGACUGUUUACCAAGAGAUGAUGGCCAAACCACAUCCUGAAGAGGCUCAGCUUAUGAGAGGUGAACCUUUUGCUUGCCCCUCACUGGACUCAGAUGUGUUAGUGGACAGUAGUGGCCCAUCUAAGAACCUGUCAGUACUUGAGGAUCAGGGAAAUCAGGCAGCACAGGCUGAGGGGUCUAGCCUCCAUGUGGUGAAAGCUAUUGAAUCUGAACCCCAGCAAUGUCUUAAUGAGCCCAAGAAGUUGACAGAAGUAGUGGAUUUUGUCUCAGAAGAUGAUAUCGAGAGGAAUCGUCUAUCAGAGGAGGACAUCCGAAAAAUUCCCAUGUUUGCUUCCUACAGCCCCGGAGAGCCAAAUAAGGUACUGUAUUUGAAGAACCUCAGUCCUCGAGUGACUGAGAAGGAACUUGUCUCCUUGUUUGCCCGGUUCCAGGAGAAAAAAGGACCCCUGAUUCAAUUCCGAGUGUUGACUGGCCGCAUGAAGGGCCAGGCCUUCGUCACCUUCCCCAAUAUGGAGAUGGCCCAGCAGGCAUUGCUGCUGGUGAAUGGAUACAACCUCUUGGGGAAAACACUGGUGAUAGAGUUUGGCAAGAACAAAACGCAGAUGCCGGGGCUUCAGUCAGCCUCUCCCAUCCCGUGUGCAACAGAUAGCAUGACAGAACGCAAUGGAAGCUAAAAGAGAAAUGGACCAGGGUCCAUAUGUGUUCUCGCUUGUAUUUGCAACUCACUUCUAGGGUCUGUAUAUAAAGAACCAUCUCAUAAGGGAGAGUGAUUAGAAAGCACCUAAGACAGUCCUUUUCCAGUGUUCAUUAUAGGCAACUUUUGGAAACAUUUCCCUCGAUGAGAGACCUUAUGGGAUAGAGGAGAUACUGAGAACAAAGUGGGUCCUCCCUCUCCCCUGUCCCUAGGGUAAGAUAGAGUUGUUGUUUCCAUUUGGUCUUCCAUUUAUUUCCUGCUACCUUACAGAUGGUGACAAAGCUUCCCAGCCUGUCUCCUAUUAGCCAAGGGUGGCAGGCUCAAGACAUCCUCAAGCCAUUCCUCUCACCCCAACCAGUCAUCCAGGAUGGCCAGAGAGCAGUUGGCUCGAGUGUAUUCAAUUUGUAUAUCUUGUCUCUCCAACUAAACCAUAUGCUCCGGGGUCCCCGUCGUCAGUUUCUUUGUAUCCCCGCUUUGGUGUCUAGCACAGUGCCCUGUACAUAGUAGAUAGGUAAUAAACCUUUGUGGAUGAUUUGACGGAUUCCAUAAGUCAUCACAGGCCAUUAGACCAUCACCCUGGAAACCUUUUCUCUUUGGGGGCCUAUACUUUUUGGGACACUGUCCCACAGGAGUUUCUUUCUCCCUCAACUUUCCCCAGUGGCUUGGCUUCCUCAUAAGUAUGCCCAACCCACUCUCAGGGGGUUGAUGGAGGAGACCCAGGGCAGACUUAAUAUCCUGCUGUCCUUAUUCCCAGACUAGAAUAACUCCUCUUCCUGGGGCAGGCCUUCUUCCAGCCUGCAUUCCGAUAGGUUGCUUUCUUUCUUCAGAGUAAACCCUCAUUUAUGAAAUAUGCCACAUCUUGUGGUCCCAGUCACAUUGGAUCCCUUAUUCCCUUGGCCAGGGCAGGACUGUCUCUCCUCAAAGCAAGGCAGACUCCAAACGAGCCUUUGGGGAGGGGCAAGAAUAGUGUUGGUGGCUCUGGCCAGUCCUGAGAGCUCUGGGAGAACAAGCCUUACAUGGUUCUGCCCGUAGUCUCAUUAGUUUAUCGUGGGACCCUGAGAUCCUACUUGCUCUGUCCUCUCCAUAGAACAUCUCUCUACCUUGAUGAAGUAAGUCUUCAUCCAGGACCAAACGAUUUUCCCUCCCAAUAUUUCCUGCUCCCCCAAGAUGACCCCAAUCCAAGGAUGUCUUCCUCUCUCAGUAUCUUGGGAACAGCCAAUCAGGAGCCAAAAUACAAAGCCCCUGGGGAAGGCGGGAAAAGGGAAUAUGUGGCCAAGAGAAUUUGGGAAGCAAAGACAGUUUUCACAAAUGAUGGGCACAGAGAAGACUCAUCAAACCAUGGCUAUAUGUAAACUAUUUUGUGACGUAAGACACAACUGUACUGUGGCGUGGGCAGAUAACCUGUCUGUGUUUUAGGCUUGGUACAUUACGUGAAUAUGUGUCCAUGAAUAUUUGUAUAUCUGUGGAGAGGUGUUAGUUGGGGGGGGUGUUAUUUCAUUUUUUCUAUUCCCCAACCAGGAUGCAAAGGCUCUUGCUCUCUUUUCUCCUGGAAGUCUCUGUAAUUUCAUGGGUGCUGUUCCAUGUGCAGGGUACCCUUCGGGGGAGGGGUGCUUUCUAGUGUCUUCCCAUUUUUCUUUUAAAGAGCAGCUCUUAGCUAGUUACUCCUCUCUUCCCUCUUCCACUGUCUCAGCAGCAUCCUGUGUGUCACAGAUAUUAGAACAUAUUAGAGAAAUAGGGCUAUGUAGAGAAACCGUUUGCUUGAAACUUAGUUACAACUGAAAUCUGGUUGAAGUGAUCACUAGUCAGGCCUGACAAUCAGAGAGGCCCCAUCACAGCUGGCAGGAGAUUGGUACCGUGGUGUUUGUUGGGCUUCUGUUCUCUGACAGGCUCCAGGAGCUCUGACCGAACAGCAGUUCACAUGAAGAAGAUCUUGGACAGAUUAGUUCAGUGAGUGACCAUCAACCUCUGCAGGGAGGUGCGGAAUGAGGCAUCCACUUGCAGACAAGGUCAAGACGUUGAUUUGUUUUGCUUGACUGUACUUGUUCCAAGGGAAGGUUCUGUUGGGAGGGGGGCAUGGGUGGGGGGGUAGUCAUUGAGAAGUGACAGUGAUGUUAAAAAAUAGCUUCAAUAAAGCAUUUUAAAAAAGCAAA
Molecule: messenger RNA, 3559 nt
Organism: Monodelphis domestica (gray short-tailed opossum)
Lineage: Eukaryota; Metazoa; Chordata; Mammalia; Didelphimorphia; Didelphidae
Gene: RBM41
Product: RNA binding motif protein 41
Biological process (GO): mRNA splicing, via spliceosome
Cellular component (GO): U12-type spliceosomal complex
Molecular function (GO): U12 snRNA binding; pre-mRNA intronic binding
Source: RefSeq, a predicted model, not a curated record